Messenger RNA from Papaver somniferum (opium poppy), 1688 nucleotides. RefSeq lists its product as uncharacterized. The record is from RefSeq and is a predicted model, not a curated record. NCBI's taxonomy places the organism in Eukaryota, Viridiplantae, Streptophyta, Magnoliopsida, Ranunculales, Papaveraceae. The transcript has 3 exons. The coding region runs from base 342 to 1565 and encodes 407 amino acids.
AUAAGGGUAUAAUAGACUGAUUCGAACUAAUGGCGGUUUUUAAAGAUAGAAAACGCCGCUUAAUUCAGACAAUCCAAAAAACAUGAUGAAUUAAUCAACAAACUUUGUUAUCUUCUUCUCCAAUCCUCAAAGAUUCAAGGUUCCUAUUUAAGCCCAUCCCACAAGAAACUAUCGUUGUAUUUUAUCUGUCUGUCUUCAACCUGAUGUUCUGUUUGUUAGGUAUGAACCUGAAACAAUAUCUAUAAUCUUGUUGUAAUUUUUCUUCAAUUUUUUCUAGUCUAAUUUAGGGUUUCUUGUCGAAGCUUAUUGAAUACGUGAAAGGAUUUGAGGGUUUAUAUACGAUGUCUACUUUUUCAGCGGUAACAUUAGAUAGAUUUUUAGAAUCAGGAGCUGCAAAAUCAAAAUUGAAAUCACAGGUUUCACCAUCUCUGUAUAAAACCCCAGAAACCACUUCGUCAUUACCUGAAUCACCAUUUUCUUUACUUCCUUCGCCGUAUGUUGUUAACCAUAAACGUCGAGGAGUAAAUUUACAAAAAAGUCAUUCUCAAAGUGAGGUGUUAGAGCGAGCAGUAGAGGACAAGAUUGAAGAUAGGAGGUCUGGUUUGCUGCAGGCUACACAUUCUCUUGGAGAUGUUUCUGUAUUGGAAAUUACUAAUAAGCUUACAGAUAUAUCCGAGAAAGUUGAUGAGAUUGGUGGGAAAACCAGUAAUCUGAAUGAUGAAUCGGGUGAAGAAAAUGAUGUUAGUGGUGAAAGAAAGAGUAGCUGGAAUGAUGUAAAUAGGGAAAAUUGUAAUGAAUUGGACAAGGAAAUUGUAAGUGAUGAUUUCUUUGAUCCUCAAGAAUCAAUGAGUUAUACCAGUAAUACUGAAGCUGAAGAGAAUGCUUGGGGUGAGCGUUCUUUUAAGAUGUCUACAACGACGGCCGAAUACUAUGAUGCUUGUGAAGAACUUUCUAGUGCGGGUAGCCUACAGUCUUCCAUGCGUGAUUUAGAUUCUGAGGUGCGUGAAAUCAGAGUGAAUUUGUUGAUGGAGAUAGAGAGGCGAAAGCCAGCGGAGGAUGCUUUCAAUAGCAUGGAAAGGCAGUGGGAAAGCCUCAGAGAAAAGCUAUCUGCUUUAGGUGUAAUUCUUCCGUCUGCGUCAGCUAUUGUAGUGGAAGAUGGAGGGCCAAAAAGUGAUAUUGCUGAAGACGUGUGUCACCAAGUUUCUGUUGCAAGGUUUGUGGCUGAUGCCGUUGGUAGGGGGGUUGCCAAGGCAGAAGUCGAGAAGGAGAUGGAGUCUUUGGUCGAGUCAAAGAACUUUGAGAUUGCUCGGUUGAUAGACCGACUACAUUACUAUGAAACGAUGAACUCUGAGAUGUCUAACAGGAACCAAGAAGCUAUGGAGAUGGCGCGUCAUGACAGACAAAGAAGGAAAAGAAGGCAAAGGUGGAUUUGGAGUUCAAUUGGUGUCACCAUUGCACUUGGCUCUGCAGCGCUGGCAUGGUCUUAUUAUCAGCCGACUUCAAAAGGAGUGUUGCCAAGCAGUUCUUCACAGAGUACUGAGAUUCCCAAAGCAACAAAGUUGUGAAUCGCUUUGUUUUAUGUAGAAGCCUAUAUAAACAGGCAUAGGGUUUGUCUCUAGGAUACAAUCUUUUAUCAAUCAUAUUAUUUAUCAAUCUUGUUAUUCGUUUAACACGAAUUCUCUUUUAUC